GCUGCCUUAUACUGAGCUGAUUCUAGUCUGUCAAGAUUCUUGUCUGUCGUAUUUCCAUAUAUGGCCGACGCAUAAGUAAGCAAAUUUAAAACAAAUGACUUAUAGACUAAGUCCAAUGACUGUCUGGCACAUUAGCUGUCAUUUUAUAUCGAUCAUUAUUCUAUGAAUAUAAUUGAAAUUGCCGUUAAAUUUGUAUCAGAAGAAUUAAGAGACAAUGGUGGUAUUAUUCAUAUUGAUGAAAUUAAAAGAAAAUUAAUUCAAGAUUUAAUAAAUAAUUAUAAUGAGCUUUUAUUUGAAAGCAAUGUUUUUUUAUUGAUGCAUAUGUUGAAAUGAUUGUUGAUAGUAUAAUUUGUAUACAAAGAUCAUUAAAAGACAAAGAAGAACGUAUUAGAGUAAAUUAUAAUAGAAGGAUUAAUAAUGUAUCUAAUAAAAUUUCUACAAUCGAAAGUGAGAUAAAAAUUACAGAAAAAUAUAUAAAAAGUGAAACAAGUAAAUUAAUAAAAUUAAAGAAUUAAAGAAAUAAUAAUAAAGAACAAAAGAUAAACGAUUUAAAAGAUGUCAUAACAUCUCUUAAUUCUAAUAUAAAGCAAAAAUAUGAACUAAUUAAAAUAAUUAAUAUAAAACAAAAAUUAAGUGAAACAAGAGUUAACUUUAAAGAAAUUGAUGAAAAUUUAAAUAGAUGCAAUUGAUGAACAAAUAUGUUUAUUUGAAACUUUUAUUUUAAGUUUAAAAAAUAAUCAUGACGAUUGUGCAAAUUUUUUAUGUAAUGAAUAUGAAAAACGAAUAGAUUUUCUUAAUGAAUAUAAACAAGAUUUAAAACAAUAUGAAAAUUAUGAUAAGAAAACUAUUAAAUAUUUAGAAUCAAAUGGAAAUGAACAUUUAAUUGAAAAUUGAAAAUUUGAAAAUAUUGAACAAAAUUUUGAAAAAUUAAAAAAUGAAUUAAAAGAAUUAUAUGAUUAAAAAGUUAAAGAAGAAUUUAAUAAAAUUAAUAUUUUAAAUAAAAUUAAAACUUCAAUGUACAAUCAUAUAAUGAUUUUAAAUUAUUACAAGGAAAAGCUAACCUAAUGAAAUUAACUCAAUUAAUAGUCGUACUCUUUAUACAUUUGAGAUAAAAACUAAACAUUAUGUAAUUGAAUGAAGAAAUUUAUUGGAAGGACUUUAUUAGUCAAUGAAUCACGUAUGAUUGCAGCUGAACUAUUCAUAUUUAUAAACUUAUUAAGCUUUCGAAUACCCUCACCCUCACUAUAUAGGUACAUUUUAUAACCUGUUGUAUUUUCCGAUGAUGAAUAAAGUUUAUUCGAAAGCUUAAUAAGUUUAUAAAUAUGAAUAGUUCAGCUGCAAUCAUACGUGAUUCAUUGAUUAUGUAAUUGAAUUACCUAGUACAGAUAAUUCAGAUGUACAAGAAAAAGAAAUAUAAAAAGUUAAUAAAAUACUUAAAACAAUUAACAUAAUUGAACAACGUAAAAUUGAAUUAGAAGCUGAACAAAAAAUUCUUUCGGAUGAAAAAAAUGUAUAUAUUGAGCAAGAAAAGUUGAAAUUUUAAGAGAUAAAGAAGAAUUUUUUUAAAUUAUUCUAUUCGCUUAUUUGGUUUUGAUUAUUUUGAUAAUGGUAAUGAAUUAAAUUCUAUUGAAUCAUUAAUUGGAAUUUUAAUUGCUCAAUUAAUAGAUCGAUCAUGUCUUUAUGAUGUUGAUGGUGUUAAUCAAAUUGAUAGUUUAAUUGAAAAGGGGUUAAAAAAAUUAUGUAAGAGUAUUAACAAUGAAACAGAUAGAGAUGAAAUUAUAUCAAUGAUAAAUUCAGAAUAUUCAAAUAAAGGAUGUUUAUUUGUCGUUUCUAUAAUUGAAAAUGGUAUAGAAAAUCAAUACAAAUCAGUAUAUCAACAUAAAAUAUCUAAUAAAAAUAAAUGUCUCGUUUUAUUUAAAGAAGAAAAUCUCUAUUUGGCUUUAAAACAUGAUGAUACAAUUAAAUUAAAUGAAAAUAAGAAAUUAAAUUUAAGUUUAAAUCUUUAUUUAAUGGUUUCUGCAGUAGCAAAACGAAAAGAAUUCUUUGAAAAAAGAUGUGAAAAACGUAUAAAUUCUGAAAAAUGA
Messenger RNA from Didymodactylos carnosus, 2084 nucleotides. The record is from the annotation of a GenBank genome assembly. Lineage: Eukaryota; Metazoa; Rotifera; Eurotatoria; Philodinida; Philodinidae.